Molecule: messenger RNA, 726 nt
Organism: Raphanus sativus (radish)
Lineage: Eukaryota; Viridiplantae; Streptophyta; Magnoliopsida; Brassicales; Brassicaceae
Exons: 1
Coding region: 158-478 (106 amino acids)
Source: RefSeq, a predicted model, not a curated record
CCUUGUUUCUUUGAGAUUUCCUAGUCUUAUUAAAAAAAAUAAAAAUACCAAAACCUUUCGUAUAAGUAACGAUAAGUACGAAAUUAGGUACGCAAAGUCUUUAGAGUUGAGUUUUCUGGUAGAUACAGAGGAUCGAAAACAUCACAACAUCCAAAAGAUGAACGGAAGAGAUGCUUCUUCGAUUCCCAACGUUGACUUACCAUCUACAACGGCGGGAUCACGAGUUGCAGCAUCGUUGCCAUGCCGACGGAAAAGUCUAGUUAACGGUGGACAGGGAGAUGUUUUCUACGGCGAAGAUGACGUGGCAGAUUUGAUGUUUAGAGAAGAAGAAGUGGAACAAGACUCGGUGAUGAGAGCUUACAGAAGUGACGAAGCCAUGAGAUCUAUUCAAGAUACGCGAAGACGAGAAAGAAGAAGCUUCUUUUGCUUUGAAUGUUUCGACUUUCUCAUACUUGUUUUCUCUAGAAAUAGGAACUAAUUAAUCGUAACAUACAUACAUCUUGUAAAUUCUUUACUAGUCUUUUCUUGUUAGCUUUUUAGUUUAUCCAAAAUUUAGUUAAAAACCAAAAAAAAAAUCUCUGAAAUGAAAUGUUUUUCAGGAAAAAAAAAAUUCUUUGAAAUGUAUUUGAUGAUUUGAUGCUGUGAACGACAAGAGUUUUUAUUACUAUUUUUAAAUCAAAGUUUGGUUAAACGAUGAUUAAAGUGCAAGUAUGUUUUGUAGAUGUU